This is a messenger RNA of Mastomys coucha (southern multimammate mouse), 3109 nucleotides long. RefSeq names its product DNA topoisomerase III beta (gene Top3b). Gene Ontology annotation, cellular component: nucleus. Lineage: Eukaryota; Metazoa; Chordata; Mammalia; Rodentia; Muridae. Bases 436 to 3024 code for a protein of 862 amino acids. Gene Ontology annotation, biological process: DNA topological change. Gene Ontology annotation, molecular function: DNA topoisomerase type I (single strand cut, ATP-independent) activity; DNA binding. The record is from RefSeq and is a predicted model, not a curated record. The transcript has 18 exons.
GAGGGGACGCCACAAACGGACAGAGCCGGAAGUGGGUUCGUGAAUGGCCACCGGGAAAACUCAGCCAGAGCGAGAGGUGCAGCGGCACGGCGGGUGAGCAGUGGGUUGCUGGCUGCUCGAGGAAGCGGAAGACGCUGGCUUUCAUCGGGCAUUUCCGGAAUGGUAGUGGAGCUCCGACCGGAGCGGGGGUAUGGGGGAGGGUCCUUGCCUGGCGCGGCUCUUUUCGCCACCCAGCCCUCGCCGUGGGGCCUCUGGGCGGCGGUGCAACCGCGUUUAGUGGGCAACUGUCGCUUCUCCACCGAGCUCCCCGCGGCCCGAGGAGUCCGCAUUGGCAGUCGUGUUGAGCUACAGAGGAGACCUUUCUAAGCUUUUUUUAUUGCUGCUGUUCUGGAUCUGGGUGAAACCAUCUGUGGGCCCUGACAGCCUGGAGCAGGAAUGAAGACCGUGUUCAUGGUAGCAGAAAAGCCAUCCCUGGCACAGUCCAUUGCCAAAAUCCUCUCCCGAGGAAACAUGUCCUCACACAAAGGGCUGAAUGGAGCAUGUUCAGUGCACAAGUACACAGGAACCUUUGCUGGCCAACCUGUCCACUUCAAGAUGACAUCUGUCUGCGGUCAUGUAAUGACAUUGGAUUUUCUGGGAAAGUACAACAAGUGGGAUAAGGUGGAUCCUGCAGAGCUCUUCAGCCAAGCUCCAACAGAGAAAAAGGAAGCUAACCCCAAGCUAAACAUGCUCAAGUUCCUGCAGGUGGAGGGCAGAGGCUGUGACUAUAUCGUGCUGUGGCUGGACUGUGACAAGGAAGGCGAGAAUAUUUGCUUUGAGGUCCUUGAUGCCGUUCGGCCUGUCAUGAAUAAUGCCCACAAUGGUGAGAAGAUAGUGUUCCGAGCCAGGUUCAGCUCCAUCACUGAUACAGACAUCUGUAAUGCCAUGACCCGCCUGAGUGAGCCAGACCACAAUGAGGCACUCUCAGUGGAUGCCCGCCAGGAGCUAGACCUGCGCAUCGGCUGUGCAUUCACUAGGUUUCAAACAAAGUAUUUCCAGGGAAAAUAUGGCGAUUUAGACAGCUCUCUCAUCUCCUUUGGACCAUGUCAGACUCCUACCCUGGGAUUCUGUGUAGAAAGACAUGAUAAAAUCCAGUCCUUCAAACCAGAGACCUACUGGGUACUUCAGGCCAAGGUUCAUACUAAUAAAGAGGAGUCACUCCUUCUGGACUGGGACCGUGUUAGAGUUUUCGACCGGGAGAUUGCACAUAUGUUUUUAAACAUGACAAAGCUAGAAAAAGAAGCUUGGGUGGAGGCUACGAGCAGGAAAGAAAAAGCCAAGCAGAGACCACUUGCUCUGAACACUGUGGAGAUGUUGCGUGUGGCCAGCUCAGCUCUAGGUAUGGGACCACAGCAUGCCAUGCAGAUAGCUGAGAGAUUAUACAUACAGGGCUACAUCAGCUACCCACGGACAGAAACCACCCACUAUCCCGAGAACUUUGACCUGAAGGGCUCUUUGCGACAGCAGGCCAAUCACCCAUACUGGGCAGACUCGGUAAAGCAGUUGUUAGCAGAAGGCAUCAACCGCCCUCGGAAAGGUCAUGAUGCUGGUGACCAUCCUCCGAUCACACCUAUGAAGUCAGCUACAGAGGCUGAAUUAGGAGGUGACGCGUGGAGACUCUACGAGUACAUCACCAGACACUUCAUUGCCACAGUGAGCCAUGACUGCAAGUACCUCCAGAGCACUAUCUCCUUCAGGAUCGGGCCUGAACACUUUACAUGCAUGGGAAAAACAGUUAUUUCCCCAGGCUUCACAGAGAUCAUGCCUUGGCAGAGCGUGCCCCUGGAAGAGAGUCUGCCCACGUGCCAGAAGGGCGAUAGCUUCACUGUGGGUGAAGUGAAGAUGCUAGAGAAGCAGACGAGCCCACCAGACUAUCUGACUGAGGCCGAGCUCAUCACUCUCAUGGAGAAGCAUGGUAUCGGGACUGAUGCCAGUAUCCCUGUGCACAUCAACAAUAUCUGCCAGCGCAACUAUGUUACUGUGGAGAGUGGCCGCCGGCUCAAGCCCACCAACCUUGGCAUAGUUCUGGUGCAUGGUUACUACAAAAUUGAUGCAGAGUUGGUACUCCCCACCAUCCGAAGUGCAGUGGAGAAGCAGUUGAACCUCAUUGCCCAGGGCAAAGCUGACUACCACCAGGUCCUGGACCACACCCUGGAUAUCUUCAAGAGAAAGUUCCACUACUUCGUUGAUUCUAUUGCUGGCAUGGACGAGUUGAUGGAGGUGUCCUUUUCACCCCUGGCUGCCACUGGCAAGCCCCUUUCACGCUGUGGGAAGUGCCAUCGAUUUAUGAAGUACAUCCAGGCCAAGCCAAGCCGCCUGCACUGCUCCCACUGUGAUGAGACCUACACUCUCCCUCAGAAUGGUACCAUCAAGCUCUACAAGGAGCUGCGAUGCCCAUUGGAUGACUUUGAACUGGUCCUGUGGUCCUCCGGCUCCAGGGGCAAGAGCUACCCACUAUGUCCCUACUGCUAUAACCACCCACCCUUCCGAGACAUGAAGAAAGGUAUGGGCUGCAAUGAGUGCACACACCCCACCUGCCAGCACUCACUGAGUAUGCUGGGCAUUGGCCAGUGUGUGGAAUGUGAGAAUGGAGUCCUGGUUCUGGACCCCACCUCCGGUCCCAAGUGGAAGGUGGCCUGCAAUACAUGCAAUGUGGUGGCACACUGCUUUGAAAAUGCCCACCGAGUACGGGUCUCUGCUGACACCUGCAACUCCUGCGAAGCUGCCUUGCUCGAUGUAGACUUCAACAAAGCCAAGUCUCCCCUUCCUGGCAGUGAGACUCAGCACACAGGCUGCAUCUUCUGUGACCCCGUCUUCCAGGAGCUGGUGGAGCUGAAGCAUGCAGCCUCCUGCCACCCCAUGCACCGAGGUGGUCCUGGAAGGAGGCAGGGUCGUGGGCGGGCCCGGGGCCGGAGACCUCCAGGAAAGCCCAACCCUAGGCGGCCAAAAGACAAGAUGUCAGCCCUGGCUGCUUACUUCGUAUGACAGCCUCUUUUCCCCACUCCAGACACGUUGUGGUUAUCUUUGAGCCACUGAAACCAUUAAAAUGCUUUUUAUUUUGUAUUCUCUG